AUGACCCGCGAGGACCCCGUUCCCGAAUAUACGGAAGGUGGCUCCCUGGAAGACGACCUACGCCGGAUAGCCGGGGCAUCAAAUAAUACAACAGCAACAACACAAGAUUCUAUAACAUUUACCCCGCCCCCACCUUCGAACAACAUUCCUGAGCCUGAAAUCAACAGUGGCGACCCCGACACUGAUGAAUUAAUAAGGCGCUUAAUAAGAGAAGAUGCAGAAGAAGAAGCAGGUGCACAAAGACGCACAAGUGCUAGUGGGCCUAUUCCACAUGCAAAUAUUGUUCAGACUUUCUUUGAUGCUAUCGAAAAUGAAAACAGUGAAUUAAUCUCUGCUUUUAUUGACGGUGGUUUUGUGAAAGUCGAUACGAAAAAUAGCCGUGGUGUUACCCCGUUAGUAGCCGCCGUCAGGGCAAACCAUGUUAGAAUCGUCCAACAAUUGGUAGAUUAUGGCGCCGACGUCAAUGAAAUGACUGUGGAGAGCGACCCAUCUCGCCCAUACUAUCGAAGAUACCGCCACGGGCACCUCAUCCCAAAUCCAUAUGAGUACCUUAUGCGAACACCACUUAUGGUAGCGGCAGAAAACGGCCAUCUACCUUUAGUAAGACUCUUCGUGGAAGUUUUCCAUGCCAAAGACGACAUUGUCCCACCAGAUGGAAUGAUAGCACUCCGCCUUGCAGCAAAGAAUGGGCACCGCGAGAUCGUUGACUACCUUCCAUCCCGCAGAACCGGUGGCAUGCAAAGAUGGCAGUACAAAAAUAGGAACUCUGUACGAAGGGCAAGAGUAAUUUUGAUUGAUAUCUACUGGUUUCUCAGGAUUGUCGUUUACGAGGUUCCUAGAUUCUUCGUCUGGUCGAUUCCAAAACACGUUAUUGUUCUCCCGGUGAAAAGGAGUGCCGUGUAUUUGUGGAAACACAAGAAAGAUAUUGCGGAUGGCAUAAAAGACGGGAUCGUUGCUACAGGCAGGGGUAUCGCCAAAUAUGCCAAGAAAGCUGCAGUCGGAACGAUCAAGGGUAUCAAAGCGUUCCCAGCAGGAACAGUCCGCGUUGUAAAAGCAACCGCUAGGGGUAUCGCCACUGGAGUUAAAGCAACGUGGAAAUUCUUUAGGGUUGACUUCCCGAAAUUGCUCGUGAGAUUUAUCAAGGCUACUCUUAAAUUUAUCAAAGAUGCCGCGAUAGGACUCAAAAAUGCGAUAGUCAGUACUGCUAAGGCCCUCAAAAAGUUCACAAUAUGGCUUGUGAAGUCUAUUUGGAAACUGAUUACGGUUACAAUCCCUAAACUCAUUUCCGUCACCUUCAAAUGGAUUUGGAAUGCGAUCAAAUACGUCAGCAGAGGUAUUGCCGGAUUUUUUGUUCGUUUGGCCUCUGCCGUACAUACUCUUAUCACAAAGAUGGUCAAUUGGGUUUCUGGAAUUACCUGGAAAGAUGUUCUCAACGGUUUCCUCGAAACUUUGAAGUUUGUGUUCGUUGGUAUACCCAAAAUGAUCGUUGAUGGAAUUAUACACACCGGAAAGUUUAUAAAGAAGGUUCUGAAGACUUUGUUUGGAUGGGCUGGGGAGGUUAUCUAUUACAUUGGCAUAGGUAUCGUUCUCGUGGUUGUAUAUCUGCCACGGAAGAUAUUCGAACUUUUCUUAGAGCUUUUCAAGUCGAUCGGGAGGGGUCUACACGAAAUUGCCGUCUGGAUCAAUCCAAAAACGGUUGGUUAA
This is a messenger RNA of Orbilia oligospora ATCC 24927, 1704 nucleotides long. RefSeq lists its product as uncharacterized. The record is from RefSeq and is a predicted model, not a curated record. The transcript is spliced from 2 exons. NCBI's taxonomy places the organism in Eukaryota, Fungi, Ascomycota, Orbiliomycetes, Orbiliales, Orbiliaceae. Bases 1 to 1704 code for a protein of 567 amino acids. Gene Ontology annotation, cellular component: nucleus. Gene Ontology annotation, biological process: regulation of gene expression. Gene Ontology annotation, molecular function: protein binding.